AAACAUAUUAAAGUAACAAAUAUAUUUAUAUAUAGCAAGGUUUUAGUUAAUUCUUCUACUAUAGUGUUUCAAUAACACUCUUCCCUUAACAUAGCAACUAGCAAGGUUUAGUUAAUUCUUCUAGCUUAGCCAGCAUUCUUCUUUUACAUGACCCAUGAAACAAAAACAAAAUUAUUAACUUUUUUUAAAAAUGGAGGCAUUUCAAGUAGCAAGUGGAGGAGUUGUUAUGCAACUUGAGUUUGUUUGGAAUCAUAUCAGAGAAGCUUUGGUCGUACCAAUACUGAAAGUGGCAGUGUUUCUAUGCUUAGGCAUGUUAUUGAUGGAUUUUGUUGAGAAAGUUUUCAUGGGAAUUGCCAUUUGUUUUGUGAAGUUGUGUGGUAGAAAACCAGAGAAACGUUAUAAAUGGGAGACUAUUAAGGAUGAUGAUGUUGAAUUGGGUAACUCUAAUUAUCCAAUGGUUCUUGUCCAAAUUCCAAUGUACAAUGAAAGAGAGGUUUAUCAGCUAUCAAUUGGUGCUGCAUGUGGACUCUCAUGGCCUUCCGAUAGAAUCAUCAUACAAGUUCUUGAUGAUUCAACUGAUCCAACAAUUAAGGAGUUGGUGCAAGUGGAAUGCCGUAAAUGGGAAAGUAAAGGUGUGAACAUAAACUAUGAAGUUAGGGACAACAGAAAUGGGUACAAAGCAGGAGCUUUAAGGGAGGGAAUAAAGCAUAGCUAUGUCACACAAUGCGAUUAUGUUGCCAUCUUUGAUGCUGAUUUUCAACCAGAACCUGAUUUUCUCAGCCAAACCAUCCCUUUUCUUCUCAAUAAUUCGGAAAUUGGUCUCGUUCAAGCUCGCUGGACAUUUGUGAAUGCAGAUGAAUGUUUGAUGACUAGAAUGCAACAAAUGUCACUUGAUUACCAUUUUAAGGUGGAACAAGAAGUGGGGUCUUCCACUUACGCUUUCUUUGGCUUCAAUGGGACUGCAGGUGUGUGGAGAAUUUCAGCACUUAAUGAAGCUGGUGGGUGGAAAGAUAGGACCACCGUUGAAGACAUGGAUUUGGCUGUCCGUGCUAGCCUCAAAGGAUGGAAAUUCUUAUACCUCUCUAGUGUACAGGUUAAAAAUGAAUUGCCAAGUACUUUAAAGGCCUAUAGGUAUCAACAACACAGAUGGUCAUGUGGGCCAGCUAAUCUUUUUAGGAAAGUGGCUAUGGAGAUUUUCACAAAUAAGAAAGUGUCUUUGUGGAAGAAGUUUCAUGUUGUUUACAGUUUUUUCUUUGUUGCGAAGAUUGUGGUCCACAUAAAUACAUUUAUGUUCUAUUGCAUUGUGUUACCUAUAACUGUUAUGGUGCCUGAGGUUAUUGUCCCUAAAUGGAGUUGCGUUUAUUUCCCGUGCAUCAUCACCCUUUUAAAAGCUGUUGGAACUCCAAGGUCAUUCUAUUUACUUAUCUUUUGGGUUCUCUUUGAAAAUACCAUGUCUCUUCAUCGAACAAAGGCAACAAUUAUUGGUCUAUUAGAGGCUAAUAGAGUGAAUGAAUGGGUUGUCACUGAAAAACUUGGAGAUGCUCUUAAGGACAAAGCUGGUGGCAAUAAAGUUCACAAAAAACAUCGAUUUAGCAUUGGAGACAGGAUUCACAUGACAGAACUUUUCGUUGGAUUCUACCUCCUAUAUUGUGGAUGCUAUGAUUUUAUGUAUGGAAAAAAUUACUUUUUCAUAUUCCUAUUCAUGCAAGCGAUUGCUUUCUUCAUCCUAGCAUUUGGAUAUGUCGGCAUUUUUGUUCCCAACACCUAGAAGACCUUGGUUGAUAUAUUCAUUGAGAUUAAUGUAAUAUAAUGUUCAUUAUUCACAACAUCAUCUGUAACAUUAGAAAAAGUUAUUUAUAUUGAUUUAGAAAGAAAUUAUACCAAAACAUUUUAAUUUGUAAACGUACCCUAGGAACUCCUUUUUGAAUUUUUAAUACUUUCAUUCUUUUUCCUUUAGAUUGUAUUGUUUGAAUAGAUACGCAGCUUCAGAUUAUACAAAGUGUAUAAUGUUGAUCUCAUUUUUGCAUGUA
This is a messenger RNA of Trifolium pratense (red clover), 2030 nucleotides long. Its product is annotated as glucomannan 4-beta-mannosyltransferase 9-like. The transcript has 9 exons. NCBI's taxonomy places the organism in Eukaryota, Viridiplantae, Streptophyta, Magnoliopsida, Fabales, Fabaceae. Gene Ontology annotation, cellular component: Golgi apparatus. Bases 191 to 1768 code for a protein of 525 amino acids. The record is from RefSeq and is a predicted model, not a curated record. Gene Ontology annotation, molecular function: mannan synthase activity.